Molecule: messenger RNA, 455 nt
Organism: Sphaerodactylus townsendi
Lineage: Eukaryota; Metazoa; Chordata; Lepidosauria; Squamata; Sphaerodactylidae
Product: immunoglobulin superfamily member 3-like
Exons: 2
Source: RefSeq, a predicted model, not a curated record
GAUCAGUAUUUGCACAACGUCAAGUCACGGUUCAAGAAGGUCCGCUAUACCGCACUGAAAACUCCCACAUCACCAUUUGGUGCAAUGUCAGUGAUUACCAAGGACCAUCAGAACAAAAUUUUCAGUGGUCCAUAUAUCUCCCAUCCCUCCCAGAAAGGGAGGUGCAAAUUGUCAGCACCAUGGAUCCAUCCUUCCCUUAUGCUAUUUAUACCCAGCGUGUCAGAAGUGGAGAAAUCUACAUAGAGAAGAUCCAAGGGGAUUCUGCUCUGCUGCAUAUCACAGAGCUCCAAGACAGGGACACUGGUGUGUAUGAAUGCCACACACCCACCACUGAUGAAAGAUACUUUGGGAGUUACAGUGCCAAGAUGAAUCUAAUAGAUGUGCUUGUAAGAACUUUUACCCUUAAAAUGUUUAAGCAACAAGAAGAGAAAAGUAAAGACUGAUGUACCUGCCGU